CUUGACGCCGGUAACGUGGGGACUGAACGACGCUUCUGUGGAGUCGUCGUCAGGGGACACAUCCUCAAAGAAAAGCCCAGUUUUAUGGAGGAUUUUACUGCACCGAUCAGUUGUGGAUUUAACACUGAGCUGCUGACAGCAGAAUGGACCUGCUGCCUGACGUGUGGAGGCAGGACUACUGGCUCCCUCCAGGUGUCACCUGGACAGACAUGGAGCUGCUGGCGGACUCUGACCGACCCCAACCCCUGGACCUCCUCGUGGCUCUGCCCCUGGCCCUGGGCUUUGUCGCGCUACGCUGCGUGUUCGAGAGGUUUUUUGCCCCACCCAUGGGCAGAUGUUUAGGGGUAAAGAAUAGAUUGCGAGUGACUGCAGCCCCCUCCCCGAGGCUGGAGUCCUUUUACACCAAGAGGAGCAGACGGCCGACACAGGGUGAAAUCGUCAGUUUGAUGAGGCUGUGCGGCAAAACCCAGAGACAGAUCGAGACGUGGUUCCGUCGUCGCAGGAACCAAGACAGGCCCUCUCAAACCAAGAAGUUUGGCGAAGCUGCCUGGAGGUUUGUUUUCUACCUUGGCGCCUUCGUGGCUGGACUGGCCUGCUUGAUCGAUAGACCCUGGUUCUGGGACCACAGGGAAUGUUGGAGGCAGUAUCCACUGCAGCCCAUGGAGAGAGCUCAUUACUGGUACUACAUGUUGGAGCUGGGUUUUUACAGCUCUCUGCUGCUCCGGAUCUCUGUCGACAUCAAGAGAAAGGAUUUUAAAGAACAGGUGAUCCACCACUUGGCCACCAUCUUCCUGCUUAGUUUCUCCUACUGCGCCAACUACAUCCGCGUCGGCACUCUGGUCAUGCUGCUUCAUGACUCCUCUGACAUCCUGCUCGAGUCUGCCAAGAUGUUCAACUACGGCACUGGCUGGAGGAAAACAUGUGACGCAGUGUUUGUUGUGUUUGCCGUGGUCUUCCUGGUGACUCGACUGGUGAUUUUCCCCAGUAGAAUCAUCCACACCACCCUGGUACUGUCCAUGGACGUCUUUGAGCCCUUCGUCGGCUUCUACUUUUUCAACGUUCUGCUGAUGGUGCUGCAGGUUCUUCACAUCUUCUGGGCGAGCUUGAUAUUACGCAUGGUUCAUAAACUCCUGAAAGGCAAGCUGGAAAAAGAUGAACGCAGUGAUGAAGAGAGUGAGGUCGAAGAAGAGGAGGAGGAGGAGGAGGAGGAGGAAAAGGGAGGAGAGGAAAAUGCUGAUCAAGGGGGAGAUUAUUGUUGGGAUAGAAGUAAAGACGCCCUGAACUCGAAGCUGUCGAUGUUGACCAACAAUUGUGUCCUGAACAACUUGAGCAACCACAGAGCGUCUGCUGUCGACAGAAUGCGUAAAGCUCAGUAGAGACGUGGCGUUUUUUAACGUUUUGCCUUCCGUUCCUGUGAACCUCAAGGUUAAAACAACCAUAAGGUUUUUAUCUCAAAUGACAUCAGACCAAUAUGAGUCAUCACACUCGAAUGUACUAGUCUGACAUGCAGAUGGGACUGUGUUUCACUUUGAAUUGAGAAGUGUCAUUAGACAAGUACAUGGGUGAGAGUUUAACUGUUAUUCUUUGUAAAAGUGCUGACAGAGGAGAGGACGGUCUUAAUUCAGCAAUAUCUGGGUGAUGGGCCCUGCGUGUUGCUGCUGCAACACUGUGCUGCGGACUCCAGACGGGACUCAAGUCCACGACCCCACAGGGCCACUGCUGCAGCCUCUGCACAAGUCUUAAUCCUUUUAAUGUAGCCGUUCAGUGCCUACUGAUGCUCAUUACAGCCGCCGACGCUGCAGAGUGUUUUACACUGUUUAUACUAUUUUCUCAUUCAGCAAAAGUCACAAAGCAGUUAAAAACAAAAAUAUUUUUUUUGUAACAUAUCAAAACUAAUGCUGUGGUUUGCUGAGACAGAAGAACUUGUUUAGUGUUGUAAAAUAAUUAAACUGUUACAUAACAUGCUGCAGACAUUUUAAUGCGGGAAACAAACGUGUUAUUUCACUCCAUCUUUGUCUGAUUCUUGUGAUGAUUGAAGAGAGUAAAAUAGUUUAAAUAUGUGA
Messenger RNA from Scophthalmus maximus (turbot), 2063 nucleotides. RefSeq names its product ceramide synthase 2-like. NCBI's taxonomy places the organism in Eukaryota, Metazoa, Chordata, Actinopteri, Pleuronectiformes, Scophthalmidae. Gene Ontology annotation, cellular component: membrane. Gene Ontology annotation, molecular function: sphingosine N-acyltransferase activity; DNA binding. Bases 144 to 1376 code for a protein of 410 amino acids. The transcript is spliced from 11 exons. Gene Ontology annotation, biological process: ceramide biosynthetic process. The record is from RefSeq and is a predicted model, not a curated record.